This is a messenger RNA of Solanum stenotomum, 597 nucleotides long. Its product is annotated as protein trichome birefringence-like 10. The record is from RefSeq and is a predicted model, not a curated record. Bases 1 to 597 code for a protein of 198 amino acids. NCBI's taxonomy places the organism in Eukaryota, Viridiplantae, Streptophyta, Magnoliopsida, Solanales, Solanaceae. The transcript is spliced from 2 exons.
AUGGAUGGCUAUUUAUCAAACUUUUCCUCUAAAGCAGAGAUAAGUGAAAACCCAUCUCCCAGAUUCUUCCACUUGAAGAUUUUCAAGAAACUCAAGGGGUUUAAGCCUUUUGAACCUCCACCAGGUGUUCUUGGCUGCUUCUUUUUCACUGUUUGCUUAUUCUUGUGUCUCUUCUUGUUGGAUUAUAGCACAGUGAACAAAGUGCCUCGGUUGCAUCAGCCAUCCUUGUUUGCUACUUGGAUUGGGAUAAAUGGAUCAUCUUUGCCGUAUAACAAGAGUGAAACAGUUGAUUUCUUGGGAAAAGGUGCAGAAAGUUGUGAUAUUUUCGAUGGAAAUUGGGUUUGGGAUGAAAGUUUUCCACUUUAUGAAUCAAAGGAUUGUAAUUUCUUGGAUGAAGGCUUUCGUUGUUCUGAAAAUGGUAUGCCAUAUCGAAUACAAUUUCUAAGAUUAAAUGCUCCCAGGCACGAUGUCCGAGGUUUUCAUCUGAGGUCCCUUCUGGGCCCUGGAUUCCCAUUCCGGUGGACUUCUUCCAUCGGAAUUCUCUCUCCUAUCUAUCAACCUUUCUUCUUCUAUUCAUCUCCUUCUCAUCAUGGGUAG